Messenger RNA from Leptosia nina, 483 nucleotides. The record is from the annotation of a GenBank genome assembly. Lineage: Eukaryota; Metazoa; Arthropoda; Insecta; Lepidoptera; Pieridae.
AUGAUCUCUAAGGUACUCUGCUUCAGUGCUCUCAUUGGCAUUGCUUUGUCAUAUGCCCAUGGACACGCACCAGCAUAUUCUUCCCAACACAUUUCAAGACACGACGGCCCAGCCGAAGUGGUCCACGUAAAAGGUCACGAUGCCCAUGGCCACGGUCAUUACGUUGCUGUGGACUAUCAUAUCCUUUGCUUCUCAACCCUCCUAGCCGUGGUUAUGGCGCAAUAUGAUCACCAUGAAGAAGCCCAUUCCUCCCAACACUUCACCAAGCACGACGGUCGUCCGGAAAUCGUGCAUGGACAUCAUGGGCACCAUCAUGAUUAUCACAAAGCUUACGUGAUAAUCAUGAUGCCCGUGAUGACCAUGUACGACUUCAGGAUGGCCGUCAUGCUUGAUGAAGUGUUGCGAGGAGUACGCUUCCCCAUGACCAUGACCAUAUUGUGCCAUGACCACGGCGAGGAGGGUAGAGAAGCAAAGGACCUGUAA